Molecule: messenger RNA, 1970 nt
Organism: Pristis pectinata (smalltooth sawfish)
Lineage: Eukaryota; Metazoa; Chordata; Chondrichthyes; Rhinopristiformes; Pristidae
Product: rho GDP-dissociation inhibitor 2-like
Exons: 6
Coding region: 142-762 (206 amino acids)
Biological process (GO): Rho protein signal transduction
Cellular component (GO): cytosol; cytoplasm; membrane
Molecular function (GO): Rho GDP-dissociation inhibitor activity; protein binding
Source: RefSeq, a predicted model, not a curated record
UGAUGUUACGUUGAUUGUAAUUGAAUAAAUAAUUUGAAAGCACUUAUCAAACUGGUUUAACAGCACUGGAAAUUCUGUAUAUAUAGAAGAGAAUCAGCUGAAGUGUAGAAACAUUGCUGCUGAAAUUGUUCCCCAGAUAACAUGGCUGAGCAGGAGCAAGAAGAACAUCUAAUCGCUGACGAGGAUGAAGUGGACAAGGCAUUGAAUUACAAAGCACCGGUGCAGAAGUCUCUGGCCGAGAUUGUUCAACUCGAUCAGCACGAUGAGAGUCUGACCAAGUACAAGAAGACUCUGUUGGGAGAGCAGAUCCCCCAGGUUGCAGAUCCCAAUGCACCCAAUGUGACUGUGACUCAAAUAACUCUUGUCUGUGAGGAGGCCCCGAAACCAAUCAUCAUAGAUCUCACUGGUGAUCUCCAGGCCCUGAAGAAAAGUAAGGUUGUGCUGAAGCAGGGUGUGUCCUACAAAAUGAAGAUUAAUUUUAAAGUAAAUAAAGAAAUUGUUUCAGGAUUGAAGUACGAGGUACUCAGCUACAGGAAGGGGAUAAAAGUGGAAAAGGUGGUCGUCAUGAUGGGCAGCUAUGGCCCCCGCGCUGAGGAGUACGAGUUUGUGUCUCCGAAGGAGGACGUGCCCAAGGGGAUCUCCUCCUGUGGCACCUACGUCGUGAAAGCCCUCUUCACCGACGAUGACAAGACUAACCACCUGAGCUGCAAGUGGUUCCUCUGUCUCAGGAAGGAUUGGGAUGAGGAUCCUGGCACAGAAUGAGUUCGAGUGAGUGCAGCUGGAGCCCACAUUGAGCCUCCCGAUGUAUCCAUUGGUGAUCAGGAACUCCUUCUUGAACAGUUCUACGGCCGGAUCACACACGCUGUACCCUCUGAUGCAUUGUCCUUGUCAAGGUCAACGUUGCAGCUCCACUGAACAUUGCACAGUCCGUGCUGGGAGGGGGGUGGGUGGGUGGGGUUAACGCACAGAUUUGCUCAUUCUGCUGGGUCUCAGCAAAUUCUCCCUUCAUGAUCAGGACUCACACCAACACCUCGCAGUGGGGCAGGAGGAUCUGUGGUGGGGUUCUGUCUCCAGGUCCUCUCUCUCCCUCCUCUCUCAUUCCUUCUCUCUCUCUCUCUCAUCUGUUCUUUCUCUCUCUCAUGUUUUCUCUCUCUCUCUCAUCUCUCUCUCUUUCUCAUCUGUUUUCUCUCUCUCGCUGCCACCCACCUACAUUCUUUCACUGCAUCUUCCCUGGUCUCAUUCUUUAUUCCUCCUCUUUCUCAUCGUCAUAGUGUCAGAGAGCAGGGAAACAGGCCCUUCAGCCCAUUAGUCCAUGCCGACCUAUUUACAUCAAUCCUGCAUCAAUCCCAUUUUAUUCCCAUCAUCCCCAUCAACUCCCCACUGGUUCUACCACUCACCUACACAUCAGGGGCCAAUUAAUCUAUCAGACCUCACGUUCUUAGGAUGUGGGAGGAAACCGGAGCACCUGGAGGAAACCCACACGGUCACAGGGAGAACGUGCAAACUCCACACAGACAGCGCCUGAGGUCAGGAUUGAACCUGGAUCUCCGGCACCAUGAGGCAGCGGUUAUCCCUGCUGCGCCACUGAUCCCUCUCUCCCUUCUCUCCCUUCUCUCCCUCUUGAGUGUCACUGCCCCCCUCUCUUUCUCCACCUCUCUGCUGGCUCUCCUCCUCCUCCCUGCCUGUUGUGUCGACUUCAUUCUCUCUCUGGUUCCCUCUACCCUGUAAAGUGAUCUCCACUCAUAGUCAAGCCUCUGAUGACGUGGUUGGCCUUCUAUUGUGCAACAGAAAUAGACAGUAAACUACGACAAUUCCAUGCUACUUCCAGACUCACCGUACGCACAGUACGUGCCUUGCCUAAUGCUAGCCUGAUGCAUUGUAAGUUACAAACUGCUCACAAUGAUCCUGUUCCUAUGGCUUUGCCUUCUAUUAUCUGAUGAAAUGUUUUCCAAUAAAUUAGAUAACUCCCA